Molecule: messenger RNA, 168 nt
Organism: Symbiodinium pilosum
Lineage: Eukaryota; Dinophyceae; Suessiales; Symbiodiniaceae
Source: the annotation of a GenBank genome assembly
GAGAGAAAUGCAGACACUCCCUGGUUUCUGCCCUAUGAGCAUCCUACAAUCGUGGACAUCCAGUAUGUCUGCACCAUGGAAAGAAUUGUUGCGAGCGCCUUCUUCUACAAGGCGAUGGAUGUACGAGCAGAUUUUCCAGCCAUAGACAAGUGGCUGCAGGCUUUUGAG